Molecule: messenger RNA, 1878 nt
Organism: Patiria miniata (bat star)
Lineage: Eukaryota; Metazoa; Echinodermata; Asteroidea; Valvatida; Asterinidae
Product: neutral cholesterol ester hydrolase 1-like
Exons: 4
Coding region: 75-1295 (406 amino acids)
Cellular component (GO): membrane
Molecular function (GO): carboxylic ester hydrolase activity
Source: RefSeq, a predicted model, not a curated record
UCGCACGUACGGUUGUUGAACAUAUUAAUUGUUCAUCCUAUGACCCCCUGAGAUCCGAACAACUUGAAGCAAACAUGGCGCGGUUAAUUGUGGCAGUUAUUGUCGUCGUAGCGGCGGUGGCGGCGUACGUGGUUCUGGAACCCGUGCCCGACGAUGUGGGCGAGAGGCCCUGGGCCGUGAAAAUGGAGUCAUUCCGUAGGACUUGGAAACGCCAUCUAAAAUGGUGGACACCGACUGGUUUGAACCAGUGGCUAGAGGAAAAAUCUGCCGCAGCAUCACGGGCAGCCGGGCCGCGAGUACCGUAUGGAGAAGCGGUGUUUGACCGGGUACCCGUCCGAAUAUUUGCCGAUGAGCCAGCGGGAGCGAAGAAGGCUAAACGGCCGGCCAUCGUCUACUAUCACGGCGGAGGGUUUAUAAGGGGCAGCGUGGAUAACCACCAUCCCGUAACGGCCUUGCUGGCAAGAGAUCUGAAUGCUGUUGUGGUGUCUGUCGAUUACCUUUUGUCGCCAAAGUAUCCUUUCCCGGCUGCGAUAGACGACUGCACCGCUGCAACAGUCUGGUUCCUGAAUCAUCUCAGGGACUUCAACGUCGAUCCUGCAAGAAUCGCCCUCAUGGGCGAUAGUGCUGGAGGGAACCUGGCUGCAGCUGUGUCGCAGAGGUUCACCUUCGACCCCAAGUACCGCGACCUCCCCAAGAUCAAGCUUCAGGCGCUUCUCUAUCCGUGCCUUCAGGCGUUUGACUUCCAAACGCCAUCUUACCAGCAAUAUGGCGACUUCAAGACACUGUUGCUAGACAGGCCGCUCAUGACGUUUAUGUGGGACUCGUAUCUCCGUGGUAACAAGGCGAGCUACCGUGAAGCGAUGCGCAUCAACAACCACACCUCCGCGGCCGCUAAGAGGUCCCCGCUUGUCAAGAAGUGCCUGUCCCACGAUCUCAUCCCGGACGAGUUCAAGCAGACUGGCUACGAAGCCCCUGCAACUAACUUCGGAGAUAAGAGUAUCUACAACGAGAUUAAAGAGGUUCUCCUGGAUCCAGACUACGCUCCUCUCAUGCGAGAAGACCUGAGAGGACUCCCAGAGGCUUACAUCAUCACCGUCAAGUAUGAUAUCUUGAGAGAUGACGGCAUCAUGUACGCUAAACGUCUUGAGAAGGCCGGAGUACCAGUCACUUGGAAGCAUUACAAGAAAGGUUUUCAUGGCAUGUUCACCAGCGAGGAGGACCUUCCAACAGUCACAACACCACCAGGCACCCAGUGUGUUUCUGAUUUUCUUAAGUUUGCACGAAAAAAUCUAUAAACACAUUGGCCAGAAUCAUGAAAAUUAAGACUAAAUUAUUCUAAUAUUAAGAUCGUUAAUUAUUAGCCCAAAUCUUCAUAACGUUAUACAGAACCCAAUUACAAAAAGGGUGUAUGGUUUUGCUAAACCCCGAUAAUGGUCAUAUUUCAUUCAAAAGUAAAGCGAAUUUAAUGACGUCCACACUAUGGUUUCAAUAUAAUGUUACACUAACUUUCCAAAAUUGGUUUUCAUAUAUCAACUUCUCAAGUUAUUGUCAAAUUUUUGAUAAUUUUCUUUUGGAGGAAUUAAGGACUAGGCCUACAACAUACGGGAAAUUCAAUUUUACCAAUCAAGUUUCUUAAUUCACUUACGUUCAAAAUCUGAAGGCAGUGCAAAAGAUGAAUGUAACAUUCCUGUUAUGAUUGCAACAUUGCAAACUCUCAGUAGUAUGAAUUUCAUCAUCAAAUUUGAGACGCAGAGAAUGCUUCGUCAAUUUUCUUCCAACAAUGAUGUUUUGAUCGUCUGUUGCCAAGAACUCGUUGUAUGAUCAAGGGUGGAUCCGGGGGGGGGGGCAAAGGGGGCCAUGCCCCCCCCCCCCCAAAAA